This is a messenger RNA of Coregonus sp. 'balchen', 30388 nucleotides long. The record is from the annotation of a GenBank genome assembly. NCBI's taxonomy places the organism in Eukaryota, Metazoa, Chordata, Actinopteri, Salmoniformes, Salmonidae.
AUGAAUACCACAGUUGCCACUAACAUGAUAUCUCACAGUGCACAAUACACUUGCAUUAAAUCCCUCUGUGUUGGUGGUCUCUGUGUAGAAGGCGGUGGCGAGCGGGUGCUGAUGGGGGACGAAAAGGACACCUGGAAAGUGAAAACACUCGACGAAAUUCUCCAAGAGAAGAAACGCAGACGGGAGCUGGAAGAGAGGACCGAGCCCAAACGCCAAAAAAAUGUAAACAGAAGAGAAAUACUGUGGUGCCCAAAACUGACCACUAGCCCCUAUACCCUAGUACAGUGUUAAACAACUCCAGUCCUCGAGUACCCCCCCAACAGCACACCUUUUUGUUGUAGCCCUGGACAAACUCACCUGAUUCAACUCAUUGAGGACUUGAUGAUUAGUUGACAAGUUGAAUCAGGUGUGCUUGUCUGGGGCUACAACAAAAAUGUGCACUGUAGGGGGUACUCGAGGACGGGAGUUGGGGAAACACUGCCCUAGUACCAACUAUACACAUGGGGAGAUCUGAGAAGAGAUUGGGAUAAGGAAUGUGGAAAUGGCUCAACCUUGCCCCCUGAUAAACUAGGUGAAAUGUUGGCCAUAUUGCUUAGACAUAUCCGAUCAGAUCUCCACCUGACUAUGGGCUAAGGCAGGACUGCCCAACCCUGUUCCUGGAGAGCUACUGUCCUGUAGGUUUUUGCUCCAACCCUAAUCUAGCACACCUGAUUCUAAUAAUUAGCUGGUUGAUAAGAUGAAUCAGGUUAGUAACACCUGGGGUUGGAGCGAAAACCUACAGGAGGGUAGCUCGCCAGGAAUAGGGUUGGGCAACCCUGGGCUAAGGGUUGAUUUAGGACACAUUGUUUCUCUCCCCCAUCAGAGGAUGCCGUUUCCCGCUUUGACUAAAUGUAUCGCACAUACUAGAGCUCUCCUUGUACUACUGUCUCAAACUUUAUCAUAAUCUUACCUUAUGUGCAAUCAAUCAUUGUUAUGUUUACCGUACCGUGUAUACUUUUUUUUAGAACGUUUAUUUUUUGGAGGGGGAUCUAAAAUGUCCCCGCUUUCCCAUGUUUUGUCUAGUGCGUUCCGUGCCCUGUUCCACAGACGGAUGAUCGGGAAGCCAAACGAAACACUCCGGAGGAAGGAGAACUACGGGAUAAAAAAAUGGAAAUAACAAUCCGGAAUUCCCCGUACAUACGGGAAGACUCCACAGAGGACAGGUAAAGGGGAAACGGAAAAAGAGCCGUGGGAAUUGGGGUCACGUUCAGGAGGGCCAGAUACUGGAGAAAACGUCUUUAAAAACUGAACUUAUCCCUUUGAAUACAUUUUCUCCCAUUUUUGUCCUAACUGAACGCGACCCUGCUAUGCACAGGGGCAGCCUGUUUGUUGAGUCGUUGGCACUAGACAGUCUUCCCAAUUCCAGGGGAGAAGAGGAUGAAUCGCUGGCAAUAAAGCCUCCCCAGCAAAUGGCCAGGAAAGACAGAUCUCACCAAAGAAAGGAGGAGAAGAGAAAGGACAAGAGACGCCGUCGCAGUCACUCUGCUGAAGGAGGUACAUUGCCAUCCUGGGAUGUGUAUUGCUCAUAGAGAAUUAUAAAUGCCUCUAAUGGCUAAAAGGCCAUUUUAGCAUGGUCAGUGCCAUUGAGGGCUUCCACCAUGCUUCAGCCAUUUUAAAGUAGUCGAUGUAGUCAACUGGGUGGGGAUUCCUAUGGGUUGUAGCCUCAAUGGCGCUGCCCAUGCUGUGGGGCUGUCCCCAGCAAAAAAAAAUCUUGGUCGACCGAGAGUAGUCUUUUCUUUCUACCAAUCGAUUGGUCUAAAUUUUUAGCCAUGUUGUUUUCCAUAUAUAGAUACAUCCCAUGUGUUUUGAUAAAAUCAACUAUACAGUGCAUUCGGAAAGUAUUCAGACCCCUUCACUUUUUCCACAUUUUGUUACAUUACAGCCUUAUUCUAAAAUGUCCCUCAUCAAUCUACCCACAAUACCCCAUAAUGACAAAGCCAAAACAGGUUUUUAGAAAUGUUUGCAAAUGUAUUAAAAACAGAAAUACCGUAUUUAGAUAAGUAUUCAGAGCCGAUGGUCACUCUGACAGAGCUUCUGAGUUCCUCUGUGGAGAUGGGAGAACCUUACAGAAGGACAACCAUCUCUGCAGCACUCCACCAAUCAGGCCUUUAUGGUAGAGUGGCCAGACGGAAGCCACUCCUCAGUAAAAGGCACAUGCAGCCCGCUUGGAGUUUUCCAAAAGGCACCUAAAGGACUCUCAGACCAUUCUGCAAGAUUCUGUGGUCUGAUGAAACCAAGAUUGAACUCUUUGGCCUGAAUGCCAAGCGUCACGUCUGGAGGAAACCUGGCCCCAUCCCUACGUUGAAGCGUGGUGGCAGCAUCAUGCUGUGGGGAUGUUUUUCAGCAGCAGGGACUGGGAGACUAGUCAGGAUCGAGGAAAAGAUGAACAGAGCAAACUACAGAGAGAUCCUUGAUGAAAACCUUCUCCAGAGCGUUCAGGACCUCAUCCUGGGGCGACGGUUCACCUUCCAACAGGACAACGACCCUAAGCUGCCAAAGGUGCUUCAACAAAGUACUGAGUAAAGAAUAUGAAUACUUAUGUAAAUGGAAGCUUAAUUAAAUAGUACCCGCAAAACACCAGUCUCAACGUCAACAGUGAAGAGGUGACUCCGGGAUGCUGAUCUAGGCAGAGUUGCAAAGAAAAAGUCCAGUGUCUGUGUUCUUUUUCCCAUCUUAAUCUUUUAUUUUUAUUGGCCAGUCUGAUAUGGCUUUUUCUUUGCAACUCUGCCUAGGUCAGCAUCCCGGAGUCGCCUCUUCACUGUUGACGUUGAGACUGGUAUUUUGCGGAUACUAUUUAAUGAGGCUGCCAGUUGAGGACCUGUGAGGCGUCUGUUUCUCAAACUAGACCCUCUAAUGUAUUUGUCCUCUUGCUCAGUUGUGCACCGGGGCCUCCCACUCCUCUUUCUAUUCUGGUUAGAGCCAGUUUGCGCUGUUCUAUGAAGGGAGUAGUACACAGCGUUGUACGAGAUCUUCAGUUUCUUGGCAAUUUCUCGCAUGGAAUAGCCUUCAAUUCUCAGAACAAGAAUAGACUGACGAGUUUCAGAAGAAAAUUAUUUGUUUCUGGACAUUUUGAUCCUGUAAUCGAACCCACAAUUGCUGAUGCUCCAGAUACUCAACUAGUCUCAAGAAGGCCAGUUUUAUUGCUUCUUUAAUCAGUACAACAGUUUUCAGCUGUGCUAACAUAAUUGCAAAAGGUUUUUCUAAUGAUCUGUUAGCCUUUUAAAAUGAUAAACUUGGAUUAGCAAACACAACGUGCCAUUGGAACACGGAACUGAUGGUUGCUGAUAAUGGGCCUCUGUACGCCUAUGUAGAUAUUCCAUUAAAAGUCAGACGUUGCCAGCUACAAUAGCCAUUUACAACAAUAACAAUGUCUACACUGUAUUUCUGAUCAAUUUGAUGUUAUUUUAAUGGACAAAAAAAAUGCUUUUUUUUUUCAAAAACAAGGACAUUUCUAAGUGACCCCAAACUUUUGAACGCUAGUGUACAUUUUUUCCCUCAUCAAUCUACACACAAUACCUCAUAAUAACAAAGUGAAAACAGGUUUUUAGAAAUGUUUGCAAAUGUAUUAAAGAUUUUAAAAAACUCAUCACAUUUACAUAAGUAUUCAGACCCUUUACUCAGUACUUUGUUGAAGCACCUUUGGCAGCGAUUACAGCCUCGUGUCUUCUUGGGACAUGUCUCAUCCCUACGGUGAAGCAUGGUGGUGGCAGCGUCAUGCUGUUGGGAUGUUUUUCAGGGACUGGGAGACUAGUCAGGAUCGAGGGAAAGAUGAACAGCAAAGUACAGAGAGAUCCUUGAUGAAAACCUGCUCCAAAGCGCUCAGGCGAAGGUUCACCUUCCAACAGAACAGCGACCCUAAGCACACAGCCAAGACAACUCAGGAGUGGCUUCGGGACAUGUCUCUGAAUGUCCUUGAGUGGCCCAGCCAGAGCCUGGACUUGAACCCGAUCUAACAUCUCUGGAGAGACCUGAAAAUAGCUGUGCAGCGCCGCUCCCCAUCCAACCUGACACAGCUUGAGAGGAUCUGCAGAGAAGAAUGGGAGAAACUCCUCAAAUACAGGUGUGCCAAGCUUGUAGCGUCAUGCACAAGAAGACUUGAGGCUGUAAUCACUGUCAAAGGUGCUUCAACAAAAGUACUGAGUAAAGGGUCUGAAUACUUAUGUAAAUAUGAUGAGUUUUUUAAAAUCUUAAACACAUUUGCAAAAAUGUCUAAACUGUUUUUGCUUUGUCAUUAUGGCGUAUUGUGUGUAGAUGGAUGAGGGGAAAAAAAACAAUUUUUAUCAAUUUUAGAAUAAGGCUGUAACAUAACAAAAUGUGGAAAAAGUCAAAGGGUCUGAAUACUUUCCGAAUGCACUGUAUGUAAAAAUAGCUUACAUAAAGCCAGCAAAUAAAAACAUUGCAGCCUGCAGGUAGAAAGUAUCCUAAUACUAAUACUGCAACAAACUUAAAACAUUGUAUCAACUAUCAACCGAAGCUAGCACUACCAAACUUGCAACAUUCUAUAAAAUAUUCUGGGCCCUCAGAGUUUCAUGCGCCAGUGAGCUCGGGACAGACACAGCUGUAGGUUAUAUGUGCAAGUGAUGAGAAGUAAUCAGGUAUUUCAUGUUUCCAUUGGAUCAGAUCAUUACAUGUUUCCCUUUCAUGCCGAGUGGUUAUUGAAAGGGAGAGCGCUAUUGUCAUUCUCAAUGGAUUCUAAAAACAGACAUUGUUUACUUGCUGUUUGAGGUGAAGUAAAAAUUAUACUGAACAAAAAUAUGAACACAACAUGCAACAAUUUCAAAGAUUUUACUGUGUUACAGUUAAUAUGAGGAAAUCAGUCAAUUUAAAUAAAUACAUUAGGCCCUAGUCUAUGGAUUUCAAAUGACUGGGAAUACAGAUAUGCAUCUGUUGGUCACAUACACUAUAUAUACAAAAGUAUGUGGACACUCCUUCAAAUGAGUGGAUUUGGCUAUUUCAGCCACACCUAUUGCACACAGCCAUGCAAUCUCCAUAGACAAACAUUUGCAGUAGAAUGGCCUUACUGAAGCCACCUUUCCAACAAGUCAGUUCGUGAAAUGUCUGCCCUGCUGGAGCUGCCCCGGUCAACUGUAAGUGCUGUUAUUGUGAACUGGAAUCAUCUAGGAGCAACAACAGCACAGCCGCGAAGUGGUAGGCCACACAAGCUCACAGAACGGUACCACCGAGUGCUGAAGCGCGUAGCGCGUAAAAAUGGUCUGUCCUCGGUUGCAACACUCACUAUCGAGUUCCAAACUGACUCUGGAAGCAACGUCAGCACAAAAACUGUUAGUCGGGAGCUUCAUGAAAUGGGUUUCCAUGGCCGAGCAACCGCACUCAAGCCUAAGAUCACCGUGCGCAAUACCAAGCGUCGGCUGGAGUGGUGUAAGGCUCGCCACAUUGGACUCUGGAGCAGUGGAAAAGUGUUCUCUGGAGUGAUGAAUCACGCUUCACCAUCUGGAAGUCCGACAGACGAGUCUGGGUUUGGCGGAUGCCAGGAGAACGCUACCUGCCCCAAUGCAUAGUGCCAACUGUAAAGUUUGGUGGAGGAGGAAUAAUGGUCUGGGGCUGUUUUUCAUGUUUCGGGCUAGGCCCCUUAGUUCCAGUGAAGGGAAAUCUUAAUGCAAUGACAUUCUAGACGAUUCUGUGCUUCCAACAGUUUGGGGAAGGCCCUUUCCUGUUUCAGCAUAAUGCCCCCGGCCACAAAGCGAGGUCCAUACAGAAAAUGUUCGUCGAGAUCGGAGUGGAAGAACUUGACUGGCCUGCACAGAGCCCGUACAUCAACCCCAUCGAACACCUUUGAGAUGAAUUGGAAUGCCGACUCCGAGCCAGGCCUAAUCGCCCAACAUCAGUGCCCAACUUCACUAAUGCUCUUGUGGCUGAAUGGAAGCAAGUCCCCCGCAGCAAUGUUCCAACAUCUAGUGGAAGCUUUCCCAGAAGAGUGUAGACUGUUAUCGCUGCAAAGGGGGGGACCAACUCCAUAUUAAUGCCCGUGAUUUUGAAAUGAGAUGUUCGAAAAGCAGGUGUCCAUAUACUUUUGGUCAUGUAGUGUAACUUUAAAGAAAUGUAGGGCCGUGGAUCAGAAAACCAGUCAGUUUCUGGUGUGACCUCCAUUUGCCUCAUGCAGCGUGGCACAUCUCCUUCGCAUAGAGUUGAUCAGGCUGUUGAUUGUGGCCUGUGGAAUGUUGUCCCACUCCUCUCCAAUGGCUUUGUGAAGUUGCUGGAUAGUGGUGGGAACUGGAACACGCUGUCUUGUACGUUGAUCCAGAAUAUCCGAAACGUGCUCAAUGGUUGACAUGUCUGGUGAGUAUAUGCAGGCCAUGGAAGAACUGGGAAAUGUUCAGCUUCCAGGAAUUUGUACAGAUCCUUGCGACAUGGGGUUGUGUACUAUCAUGCUGAAACUAGGUGAUUGCGGCAGAUAAAUGGCACGACAAUGGGCCUCAAGAUCUCGCCAUGGUAUCUCUGUGCAUUAAAAAUCCCAUCGAUUUAAAAUUAAUUGUGUUCGUUGUCCGUAGUUUAUGCCUGCCCAUACCAUUACCCCACCACUACCAUGGGGCACGCUGUUCACAACAUUGACAUCAGAAAACCACUCGCCCACACAAUACACGUGGUCUGCGGUUGUGAGGCCGGUUGAACGUACUGCAAAAUUCUCUAAAACAACAUCGGACGCGGCUUAUGGGAGAGAAAUUAACAUUACAUUCUCUGGCAACAGGUCUGGUGGACAUUCCUGCAGUCAGCAUGCCAAUUGCACGCUCCCUCAAAACAUGAGACAUCUGUGGCAUUGUGUUGUAACAAAACUGCACUUUUUAUAGUGGUCUUUUAUUGGCCCCAGCACAAGGUGCACCUGUGUAAUGAUCAUGCUGUUUAAUCAGCUUCUUGAUAUGCCACACUUGUCAGGUGGAUGAAUUAUCUUGGCAAAGGAGAAAUGCUCACUUCCCGUUUACCUCCUACGCAACCAGUAAACAUUCCCCUGUUUCAAGUUGUCACGUCCACUGCAUCCAUUUUGCUGUCAUGUGUUACGGUGUUCAUAGUUUCUUUUAUAACCAAUUUAUUGAUGUGAUUAUGAGAUGCUAUAUGUUAGGCCCUAUUGGUCACGUGCAUAUGAAGCAUACAUGUGUCACGUAAAGACAGCAAAGGUUGAGGGAAUAGGGAAUGUUUUUCUUAAACAAAUUAGGGAUUUCGGUAACAGAACUUUUCAGUCAGAAAUGGCUGUAAUUAUGUUGCAGCUUCAGCAACAUGGACAGCACUAUAAACACUUAUGUUCUGUGGUAGUCGCUGCAGCAGGGAGGAGAGAGAGAGACAACGGGUGCUAGUCACACAGUCACUCGCUCUCUUUUCUUUUUAACAAAGCACAGCAAGUCUGAGCCAGGCGGCACAAUCAAAUCAAUUGCGGUCGGACUCCCUCUAGUCAUUUGUGUGUCUUAAUUAUUUAAUCAAACAGUUCGCUUAAAGCAUCAGACAAGCUCAGUGCAUAUAGAUGAUUUGAUUAAUACACAUAGGAUGUCUCUAUACAGUGCAUUCGGAAAGUAUUCAGACCCCUUGACUUUUUCCACAUUUUGUUAUUUUACAGCCUUAUUCUAAAAUGCAUUAAAUAUAUUUUUCCCCUCAUCAAUCUACACACAAUACCCCAUAAUGACAAAGCAAAAACAGGUUUUUAGAAAUGUUUACCCAUUUAUUACAAAUAAAAAACAGAUAUUACAUUGAAGUAUUCAGACCCUUUACUCAGUACUUUGUUUGGCAGCGAUUACAGCCUCGAGUCUUCUUGGGUAUGAUGCUACAAGCUUGCAUACCUGUAUUUGGGGAGUUUAUCUCAUUCUUCUCUGCAGAUCCUCUUAAGCACUCUGUCAGGUUGGAUGGGGAGCGUCGCUGCACAGCUAUUUUCAGGUCUCUCCAGAGAUGUUUGAUCAGGUUCAAGUCCGGGCUCUGGCUGGGCCACUCAAGGACAUUGAGACUUGUCUCGAAGCCACUCCUGUGUUGGCUUUGCUGGGUGCUUAGGGUCGUUGUCCUGUUGGAAGGUGAAAAUUUGCCCCCAGUCUGAGGUCCUAGGUGCUCUGGAGCAGGUUUUCAUCAAGGAUCUCUCUGUACUUUGCUCCGUUCAUCUUUGCUUCGAUUCUGACUAGUCUCCCAGUCGCUGCCGCUGAAAACAUCCCCACAGCAUGAUGCUGCCAGCACCAUGCUUCACCGUAGGAAUGGUGCCAGGUUUCUUCCAGACGUGACGCUUGGCAUUCAGUCCAAAGAGUUCAAUCUUGGUUUCAUCAGACCAGAGAAUCUUGUUUCUUAUGGUCUGAGAGUCCUUUAGGUGCCUUUUGGCAAACUCCAAGCGGGUUGUCAUGUGCCAUUUACUGAGGAGUGGCUUCCGUCUGGCCACUCUACCGUAUAGACCUGAUUGAUGGAGGGCUGCAGAGAUGGUUGUCCUUCUGGAAGGUUCUCCCAUCUCCACAGAGGAACUCUGGAGCUCUGUCAGAGUGACAGUCUGGUUCUUGGUCACCUCCCUGACCAAGGCCCUUCUCCCCCGAUUGCUCAGUUUGGCAGGGCGGUCAGCUCUAGGAAGAGUCUUGGUGGUUCCAAAGUUCUUUGAUUUAAGAAUGAUGUAGGCCACUGUGUUCUUGGGGACCUUCAAUGCUGCAGAAAUGUUUUUGUACCCUUCCCCAGAAUUGUGCCUCGACACAAUCCUGUCUUGGAGCGCUACGGACAAUUCCUUCAACCUCAUGGCUUGAUUGUUGCUCUGACAUGCACUCUCAACUGUGGGACCUUAUAUAGAUAGGUGUGUUUCUUUCCAAAUCAUGUCCAAUCAGUUGAAUUUACCACAGGUGGACUCUAAUCAAGUUGUUGAAACAUGUCAAGGAUGAUCAAUGGAAACAGGAUGCAUCUGAGCUCAAUUUCGAGUCUCAUAGCAAACGGUCUGAAUACUUAUGUAAGUAAGUUUCUUUUUUUUUAUGAUACAUUUGCAAAGAUUUAUUAAAUCCUGUUUCCGCUUUGUCAUUAUGGGGUGUUGUGUGUAGAUUGAUGAGGAAAAACAUUUAUUUAAUCCAUUUUAGAAUAAGGCUGUAACGUAACAAAAUGUGGAAAAAGUCAAGGUGUCUGAAUACCUUCCGAAUGCACUGUAUAUGGAAAAAUAAAAGCUUAAAAAUAACAGACGUCUGUCUCUUUGUCGACUAAGAUUUUUUUUUGUCGGGUUCAGCCCUGCUAACAGAGAUGUAAAGAUUUGUGCACAACAUUGUGAAUAUAGAACAUUUCUGGGAUCUUUUAUUUCAGCUCAUGAAACUGUUGCAAGAUCAUUUUAUGUUAGUUUCUCAACCAUAAGCCGACACCUUCAAUGUCAUUUUAGAGAAUUUGGCAGUACGUCCAACCGGCCUCACAACCGCUGACCAUGUGUAUGGCGUUGUGUGGGCGAGCGGUUUGCUGAUGUCAAUGUUGCGAACAGAGUGCCCCAUGGUAGCGGUGGCCUUAUGGUAUGGGCAGGCAACAAACACAAUGGCAUUUUGUCGAUGGUAAUUUGAAUGCACAAAAAUGCCGUGACAAGAUCAUGAGGACCUUUUUUUUUUUAAAGGUAUCUGUGACCAACAGAUGCAUAUCUUUAUUUCUAGUCAUGUGAAAUCCAUACAUUAGGGCCUAAUGAAUUUAUUUCAAUAUACUGAUUUCCCUCAUAUGAACUGUAACUCAGUAAAAUCAAUGAAAUUGUUGCUUGUUACGUUUAUAUUUUUGUUCAGUAUGGAUUAGAAAUAAUGUAAAUUAACGGUAAAUGUAGGCUACUACUGGUGAUAUAUGUAAUGGGGAAUUAAUAGAAACUAACAAUCAAAGGGCAAACAAUUCACACAAUGAAAUUAUGAAACAAUGAAUCUGCACAAAAUGGCUGGAGAGAGCUCAUUCCGGAGAAAGACAUGUCUUGUGCAUUUUAGCCACACUCCCCUUCUUCUUGGAUGGUGGCAUCUCCGCGGCCUUCUCACUGGGUUAGUCCACAGAAGACAGGUGAGAAUCAGACAGGUGUCUCGUGCUCUACUAAAAUAAAUAUUGGUCGACCAACAGCCUAUCGACCAGUCGACCAAAUGGGGUCAGCCCUGCCAUGCUGUCACAGACGCUAUAAUGGCAAAGCUAUAAGGAUGAGUCUAUCCUCUAGUCUCUAUCUCUACGGUAUUGCUGUAGAAAGCUGCAUAGGGACUGGUUUUAGUGUGUGUGUGUGGUAUUAAACUAUAUGUAGCACCUAGUUGCACUGUUUUACAUUUGUUUGUUUUUAUCACAGUAGCAGCAGCAGGGAAACACGUGCGGCCCAAAGACAAGGACAGGGAGAGCGAGCGCAGGAAGCGGCAGUGGGAGGAGCAGGACAAGGCCCGGCGAGACUGGGAGAGGCAGAAACGCAGGGAGCAGGCCAGAGCCCAAUCCCGCAGAGAGAGGUGACUACUGUGACCACAUACACACGUGUGUAUUACAUGCUGACCAAACCGUCCAUGUUGUGUGCGCGAGCAUUGCAAAAUAUAUUUAUACGUGCACGUUAGUCAAUCAUUUCAUCCAAACUGCUUAUGUUUGUCAACGGGUAUCUGCGUAGCCAGGCACUUAAAUAUAAAUUGGUUGACACGUGACACGCUGCAAGUCUCACCUCUCCCAUCUUCUCAUUGGUUUUUACGAGCAUAUACCCACGUGUGUGAUUGAAAGAUGAAUGAGGUCCACAAUCCACUGGUGGUGGUAAUGCAACUUUGUUGGUUGCCAACCGCCAUAUAAAAUCCACAGAAGAAGAAAUAUGAACGAGGAGAGGUUAAUAAUGAAAAAACUAACUAGGUUUCCCCUUUUUUUUAAUCUGUGGAUUAAUUGUCGGAGUGGAGAACAUACAAAGAUCCAGCUAAAGAAAGGACCAGGUAAAAUAACAACCCGAUGUUUGUUUAUUUCCCAGGACAAAUUAGCUACCAACAGCAAGCUAGCAAAAUGUCCAUGAAUGUUUCAUUUGUGUUUCGACCUGUCCCCAAAUUAAUAUAGUUGGUUCACAGUUGGUUUUGGUAUUUUAACCUGCAUGUCAAGAACGUGUCUAAUGGGGAUAGAAAAAAUCAACAUGCACACGUAGACGCACGCACGGAGACGGUUUGGUCAGCAUGUUAGCGUGGCUUGUAUUAGCAUAUAUAUAUAUAUAUACACGGUACCAGUAAAAAGUUUGGACACCUACUCAUUCCUGGGUUUUUCUUUAUUUGUACUAUUUUCUACAUUGUAGAAUAAUAGUGAAGACAUCAAAACAAUGAAAUAACACAUAUGGAAUAAUGUAGUAGCCAAAAAAGUGUUAUACAAAUCUAAACAUGUUUUAUAUUUGACAUUCUUCGAAGUAGCCACCCUUUGCCUUGAUGACAGCUUUGCACACUCUUGGCAUUCUCUCAACCAGCUUCAUGAGGUAGUCACCUGGAAUGCAUUUCAAUUAACAGGUGUGCCUUGUUAAAAGUUAAUUUGUUUAAUUUCUUUCCUCCUUAAUGCGUUUGAGCCAAUCAGUUGUUGUGGCAAGGUAGGGGUGGUAUACAGAAGAUAGCCCUAUUUGGUAAAAGACCAAGUCCAUAUUAUGGCAAGAACAGCUCAAAUAAGCAAUGAGAAACGACAGUCCAUCAUUACUUUAAGACAUGAAGGUCAGUCAAUAUGGAAAAUGUCAAAAAUGUAUUCAAGUGCAGUCGCAAAACCAUCAAGCGCUAUGAUGAAACUGGCUCUCAUGAGGACUGCCACAGGAAAGGAAGACCCAGAGUUACCUCUGCUGCAGAGGAUAAGUUCAUUAGAGUUACCAGCCUCAGAAAUUGCAGCCCAAACAAAUGCUUCACAGAGUUCAAGUAAUAGACACAUCUCAACAUCAACUGUUCAGAGGAGUGCGUGAAUCAGGCCUUCAUGGCCGAAUUGCUGCAAAGGAACCACUACUAAAGGACACAAUAAGAAGAAGAGACUUACUUGGGCCAAAAAAACGAGCAAUGGACAUUUGGUCUGAUGAGUCCAAAUUUGAGAUUUUUGGUUCCAACCGCUGUGUCUUUGUGAGACGCAGAGUAGGUGAACGGAUGAUCUCCACAUGUGUGGUUCCCACCGUGAGGCAUGGAGGAGGACGUGAGAUGGUGUGGGGGUGCUUUGCUGGUGACAUUGUCAGUGAUUUAUUUAGAAUUCAAGGCACACUUAACCAGCGUGGCUACCACAGCAUUCUGCAGCGAUACGUCAUCCUAUCUGGUUUGCGCUUAGUGGGACUAUCAUUUGUUUUUCAACAAGACAAUGACCCAACACACUUCCAGGCUGUGUAAGGGCUAUUUUACCAAUAACGAGAGUGAUGGAGUGCUGCAUCAGAUGACCUGGCCUCCACAAUCACCCGACCUCAACCCAAUUGAGAUGGUUUGGGAUGAGUUGGACCGCAGAGUGAAGGAAAAGCAUCUAACAAGUGCUCAGCAUAUGUGGGAACUCAUCUGCCUCACCUAAAGGCCAUUCUGGUGGGUAGCUGCUAUAGACCACCAAGUGCUAACAGUCAGUAUCUGGAUAAUGUGUGAAAUGCUUGAUAAUGUAUGUGAUAUCAAUAGAGAUAUACUUUCUGGGUGAUUUAAAUAUUGACUGGCUUUCAUCAGGAUGCCCACUCAAGAGAAAGCUUCAAACUGUAACCAGUGCCUGCAACCUUGUUCAGGUUAUCAGUCAACCUACUAGAGUAGUUACAAACAGUACAGGAAUUAAAUCAUCAAUAUGUAUUGAUCAUAUCUUUACUAAUGCUGCAGAGAUUUGUUUGAAAGCAUAUCCAAAUCCGUUGGAUGUAGCGAUCACAAUAUAGUAGCCAUAUCUAGGAAAACCAAAGUUCCAAAGGCUGGGCCUAAUAUUGUGUAUGAGGUCAUACAAUACGUUUUGUAGUGAUACCUAUGUUGUUGAUGUAAAGAAUAUAUGUUGGUCCGUGGUGUGUAAUGAGGAGCAAACAGACACUGCACUUGACACAUUUAUGAAAUUGCUUAUACCAGUUACUAAUAAGCAUGCCCCCAUUUAAGAACAUGACUGUAAAAACUGUUAAAUCCCCGUGGAUUGAUGAGGAAUUGAAAAAUUGUAUGGUUGAGAGGGAUGAGGCAAAAGGAAAGGCAAAUAAGUCUGGCUGCACAACCGAUUGGCAAACGUAUUGCAAAUUGAGAAAUCAUGUGACUAAACCAAAUAAAAAGAAGAAGAAACUACACUACGAAACAAAGAUAAAUGACAUUAAGAAUGAUGGUAAAAAGCUUUGAAGCACUUUAAAUGAAAUUCUGGGAAAAGGGCAAACUCAGCUCCAUCAUUCAUUGAAUCAGAUGGCUCAUUCAUCACAAAACCAACUGAUAUUGCCAACUACUUUAAUGAUUUUUUCAUUGGCAAGAUUAGCAAACUUAGGCAUGACAUGCCAGCAACAAUUGCUGACACUACACAUCCAAGAAUAUCUGACCAAAUUAUGAAAGACAAACGUUGUAAUUUUGAAUUCUGAGUGUGGAAGAGGUGAAAAAAUUAUUGUCUAUCAACAAUGACAAGCCUCCGGGGGUCUGACAACUUGGAUGGAAAAUUACUGAGGAUAAUAGCGGACGAUAUUGCCACUCCUAUUUGCCAUAUUUUCAAUUUAAGCCUACUAGAAUGUGUGUGCCCCCAGGCUUGGAGGGAAGCAAAAGUAAUUCCGCUACCUAAGAAUAGUAAAGCCCCCUUUACUGGCUCAAAUAGCCAACCAAUUAGCCUGUUACCAACCCUUAGUAAAGUAUUGGAAAAAAUUGUUUUUGACCAGAUACAAUGCUAUUUUACAGUAAACAAAUUGAUGACAAACUUUCAGCAUGCUUAUAGAGAAGGACAUUCAACAAGCACAGCACUUACGCAAAUUACUGAUGAUUGGCUGAGAGAAAUUGAUGAUUCAAUUAUUGUGGGGGCUGUUUUGUUAGACUUCAGUGUGGCUUUUGACAUUAUUGAUCAUAGUCUGCUGCUGAAAAAACGUGUGUUAUGGCUUUACUCCACCUGCUAUAUUGUGGAGACAGUUACCUGUCCAACAGAACACAGAGGGUGUUCUUUAAUGGAAGCCUCUCCAACAUAAUCCAGGUAGAAUCAGGAAUUUCCCAGGGCAGCUGUCUAGGCCCAUUACUUUUUUCAAUCUUUACUAAUGACAUGCCACUGGCUUUGAUUAAAGCCAGAGUGUCUAUGUAUGCGGAUGACUCAACACUAUAUGUCAGCUACUACAGCAACUGAAAUGACUGCAACACUUAACAAAGAGUAGCAGUUAGUUUCAGAGUAGGUGGUAAGGAAUAAGUUAGUCCUAAAUAUUUCUAAAACUAAAAGCAUUGUAUUUGGAACAAAUCAUUCACACUAAACUCCAAACCUCAACUAAAUCUUGUAAUAAAUAAUGUGGAGAUUGAGCAAGUUGAGGUGACUAAACUGCUUGGAGUAACCCUGGAUUGUAAACUGUCAUGGUCAAAACAUAUUGAUACAACAUUAGCUAAGAUGGGGAGAGGUCUGUCCAUAAUAAAGCGCUGCUCUACCUUCUUAACAGCACUAUCAACAAGGCAGGUCCUACAGGCUCUAGUUUUAUCGCACCUGGACUACUGUUCAGUCGUGUGGUCAGGUGCCACAAAGAGGGUCUUAGGAAAAUUGCAAUUGGCUCAAAACAGGGCAGCACGGCUGGCCCUUGGAUGUACACAGAGAGCAAACGUUAAUAAUAUGCAUGUCAUGCUCUCCUGGCUCAAAGUGGAGGAGAGAUUGACUUCAUCACUGCUUGUGUUUGUGAGAGGUGCUGACAUGUUGAAAGCACCAAGCUGUCUGUUUGAACAACUGGCACACAGCUCAGACACCCAUGCAUACCCCACAAGACAUGCCACCAGAGGUCUCUUCACAGUCCCCAAGUCCAGAACAGACAAUGGGAGGCUCACAGUACUACAUAGAGCCAUGACUACAUGGAACUCUAUUCCACAUCAAGUAACUGAUGCAAGCAGUAGAAUCAGAUUUUAAGAAACAGAUAAAAAUACACCUUAUGGAACAGCGGGGACUGUGACGCAACACAAACAUAGGCACAGACACAUGCAUACACACACAUGAUAACAUACGCUCUAUACAUUUACAUUUACGUCAUUUAGCAGAUGCUCUUAUCCAGAGCGACUUAUACACACACGUACACAUGGAUUGUGUUGUAGAUAUGUGGUAGUGGAGUAGGGGCCUGAGGGGGCACACUUAGUGUGCUGUGAAAUAUGUUAUGAAUGUAUUGUAAUGUUUUUUAAAUGUAUAACUGCCUUAAUUUUGCUGGACCCCAGGACGAGUAGCUGCUGCCUUGGCAACAGCUAAUGGGGAUCCAUAAUAAAUACAAAAUACAAAAAACUGUUGGAAAAGCAUUCCAGGUGAAGCUGGUUGAGAGAUUGCCAACAAAGCUGUCAUCAAGGCAAAAGGGUGGCUGCUUUGAAGAAUCUCAAAUAUAUUUUGAUUUGUUUAACACUUUUUUGGUUACUACAAAUAGUAAAAAUAAAGAAAAACCCUUGAAUGAGUAGGUGUGUCCAAACUUUUGACUGGUACUUUUUUUACAUUUUACAUUUAAGUCAUUUAGCAGACGCUCUUAUCCAGAGCGACUUACAGUUAGUGAGUGCAUACAUUUUCAUACUCUACUGUAUACUACAGAACAAAGAAAUAUCAACAUUUAUAAUCAUCACUUGUGUUCAAAGGUAUUUAGUUAUAAAAAUGUAUGAUCAGUGGUCUCUCAAACAGUACACUUCUACCAGAAUGUGACCCCUGAGAGUUUGGCAGUUUGAACAAAAGUUUCAAGAGCAUAAAACCACACAAAAAACAUAUUUUUAUUUAUUCAUGCUUUUUGACCCCAUGUCACUAACCACGUUUCCAUCCACUGUUUUUAUGCGAGUAAAGUUAUGCAAUACCCAAAAAAAUCACACCAAUUGUGAUGCAAACAGGAAGUGUCGGUAAAAUGUUAUAAAUGUCAACAAUCUGUUCAUUCGACAUGGUAGGAUAAUUUUGUGUCUGUAAAAUUUAAUUAUGCGACGAAUUGUGGUGGAAAUUAUUUAUUGCGCAAUUGUUGAUCAAAUAACCAUGUCAAGGUAAAUUGUCUAUCAAAGUACAAACCUCUCUCACUCAGGGAGAGAGGUAGAGCAAAAGCUACUUCACCAGGUUGUGAGAUAUUGCGCAUACAUUUUAUGUGAUACAUUUGCAUCGCAGAUUCACAAUUGUAUCUUUUCUGAGAUCUCUGUCAAGCAAGGAGGAAAGGAGCCGACCUGAUCCCGCCUCACACUUUUACCUUGCAACCCUGUUGGAUAUCAUUCCGCCUACCAACGUUGUCCAUCUUCUGUCUCUGACUGUAGGCUACAUCCCUUGUUGCAUGGUGUGAUCAGAGUAUUACUGAAAAAUAUAUCUACUACAAUGAGAGGGAAAGACAUGACGUCCACUUCAUAGGAUGACACAUCGCCUAAACGGCUAAAUUAUGUAACAAAUGUGUAAUUAGAUUGUAACUUUCCUAUAAUUGCCAGCUGACCCUAUCCUUGUAAAAUCAUUUCCAUUGCAGAGAUAAUAGAUAGCCUAGGUACUAAUGCUUGCAUGAAUCGAAAUCAGAUUUAUGCUCACUGUCCAAUUUUUCAUUGGGGUAGUUCAAAUAUGCUAUUAUGACAUUUAUUUUUAGCCAGCAUUUACAUUUUCAAAAAGGUAGGCUAAUGACAAUGAUGCAGGGAAUUUUGUUUGCAAGCCAGGGACAAAUUGCCUUCCUCGAGCGAUCAAGAGAAUGUCAUAAUGUAGGCUAAUUUUGUCAAAUGGACAAGUAUUCUUAUAUGUUUACAUCAAACACCCUUGCAUCAAAUACACUACUCCUUGAAAGUUGUGUAUUGAUUAUAUAUAGCAUACGUGAUGAAUGAUGAUCACUGCAACAGCUGCGGUGUUGCUCAUUGGAUUACCCCGUAUUGUGGAAAAGGCUAUGUGAAAAUGUAUAGAGACAAAAGGCAGAUGCAUGGAAUUAUUUGGAUGGAUGGUUGAGAUGACAUGAUAAUAGUUGCUUAGCUGCCAAUUAACAAAUAAAAAUGAUCUUAUCCAUCUCAUCAUAUAACCUAACCGUUACAGUGUCCACUUUAUCAGCGAACUGUUGUCUGGACAGCAUGCGUGAACCAGAUUGGGCAAGUUUGCCAUUUAUCGCUCAAGGUUCUACGCUAACUUUUUCCACAGGUGGCACUGGUGCUACCAACUUUUUCAGUUGGUGGCAUCAGCACAUGAUUUAGUCACUCCUAUUUUUUUAAAUAAUUUAUUUUAGAAUUGACAAUGACCUGGCCAUUCCAUACAGAGCCAGGCUAAUAAUUACUAUCCGUCUUUUAAAUUAGCGUACCGUUGUGUUCUUACAUUGAUUUGGAUAGAUUAAUUGUAACAGCAAAGAAAAGAGACUUAAAAUAAAGUGCAAAAAAUGUAUUUAUUGCAGAUUUCAAAGUGCCAUGUGUUCUUUUCUGCAAAAUCCUCUAGAGGGCAGAAUGUAAAAAAUUAUACUUAAUACCAAAAUGGUACCAUGGCUAAAAAAAAACAGUGUGAGGAGGACUGAUUUCCCCAAGUUUCUUUCAGGUUUUCACUCUCAAAAUCACACCUUUUUUAAUAGAAAAACAAUGCUUAAACCAUAUCAGGGGAAAAUUUGAGGUUCUGGGUAAAAUCUGAGAAAUGUAGAUUUGUUAGUGUAGUUACCAUUUAAUUCAGAUCCGCACAUAUCCAGAUAGUUGUGUUUAGCUAGCUGUGUUUCUGUAGCAUGCUUGUGAUGGAGUUUUCAAAAACAAAUGGCCACUGCAUUGAUGCAAAUAAUCAUGAUUCUGCCGGGUAGGCAUAGGCUACUCUGUAGUUACCUUUUAAUUACCUUUCCAUCUACCCGAAAACUAUUAGCAUCGCGAACGGCUACACAAAGUGCUAGACAUAUAGGCCCUACGCGCACCGCACACAGCAGGGCUUGACAUUCAGGUAAAUUUGCCAGUGCCAACUGGAAGCUACUGGCCCGAAUGGGGGGGGGGAAUACUGACCCAGGUCAAGAUCUGACAGGAAAGCGUAUGAUGCAUGCAUAAUUUCAAUAGCAGGUGAUUUUAUCUUUCAUUUGCGGGCUGAGCAAGUAGCCUAUACAGUGUUCAUACAGACAUUGGCCAUUUCAAAUUCAAGGACUAAUUCAAGCACUUAAAUAUAAUUUUCAAGGACCUACAUUUUAUAUUUAAUUGUUGUAAUAGCCUGUAGAAAAAAAGUAUGCAUUACCACUUUAAGAAUAAGUAAUAAAAAAAAUUAUAAGCCUACCCAAUGGCAUUGUUCAUUGACAUUCUAAAAUAUGUCAGAAAUGUGUGCAUUGCCUGGCUAAAUACAUAGCAUGUUCCCGACACACACUUUAAUGACGUCUGUCCAUGUGAUAGCUAGUCUCGCCAUUUGAGAUGUUGAAGAGUUAUUGAGGGGUUACUGUUUUAAAACGAGAAAGCAACCAAAAACCGGGUUCCCUUCGUAAUGGAACGUUUUGUAUGGAAAACCAAGUUGAAGCCAACAUUCAAUGUUGUCUUGCUCAUAAUAACCGCACAUAGCUUUACUGCAAGAAGCGCAACAGACUAGCUCAACACUUUUCAAUUGAAACGGCGGGAAACAAACGAAAGCGCUUACAACUCAUAAAAACUGGUCAGAAAUGAAAUCAUGGCAUAAUUAUAUUGGAGCGGUAGAACUUCUAAAUCGGCUGCCAACUUCAAUUACUUUUCAAGGACCAAAGACUACAGGAACAAUCUGGUCUCAGAGCAUUUCGUAUUAUUCUGUACAUAAAUCUGAGACACUCCAUUUAGUAAGAUAUGUUACGUUUGGUGGUUGGUCUGGAUGGGUGGCCAUAUAAUGCAAAACGUCGGUGAUUGGGUGGGCGUAUAACGCGAACAUCUAGCAACCCAAAGGUUGAGAGUUCGAAUCUCAUCACUGAAAACUUUAGCAUUUUAGCUAAUUAGCAACUUUUCAAGUACUUACUACCUUUUAGCUACUUUGCAACUACUUAGCAUGUUAGCUAACCCUUCCCCUAACCUUAACCCUUGUAGCUAACCAUUCCCCUGACUUUUAACCUAACUCCUAAACUUAGCCUUAACCACUAGUCUAGCUAAUGUUAGCCAGCUAGCUAACGUUAGCCACCUCGCUAGAAUUCGUAACAUAUAUGUUUUGCAAAUUCGUAACAUAUAUAAUGCGAAUUGUAAUUCGUAACAUAUCAUAUGAAAUGGGUGAUGGACAUCUACAAAUUAAUACAUACCAUACAAAACGUAACAUAUCAUACUAAAUGGAGAGUCUCUGAUUCACUUACAAAAUAAUACGAAAUGCUCUGAGACCAGGUUGAGAGGAAAUAUCAGAUUUUUCAAAUGUCUGAUUGACUGGCCCAGAGGGUUUCCAAAACCUCCCCUGUAUGUCGAGCCCUGACACACACAGACAGGGGCAUUCCUGUACCGUUGUUGCCUCUUCAGAAAGUUUGUUUAUUUUUGGUCAAUUGCACAAUACUGUUUGAAUACAUCAUGAUGAUAAAAAUAAAUAACAUGACCAGGUUAAAAGAAAUCACUGGCACCCUUGCAACAAAUUAAAAAUGUGUCGCUCUGUCAAGUCAAACAAACGGUCACAAAUGCGACUGUUUUGGUUGCAGUAUCGAACCCUGAUCGCUACAGUUUGUGUGACAACCAAAGAAUCAGUAGUGUGGGAAAUGCAAUGGAAACACAUUAAACUCAUGUUUUUUUAUUCGGUACAUGGAAACUUAAGCGCAAAAGUGUUUUAUGUGCACUACGUCAACACACACAGCCCUUUAUCCGCAACAAAGUCAGUCUGAGGGAAACACCUGUUUUUAAAAUGCAUAUUUUAUCAUAUUUGCAUGAAAAUCUGUCGCAAAUUGGAUGGAAACCACGCUUAUGAUGAUGUCAUAUAUCUUAGUCUACCUUUAAACGUGCAAAUCCUCAAACUGCCACGUGCUGGUCAGACAUCAUUUUUACCAUGCAGUUACCUGUCACACUGUAAACUGUACUCUUCCCCUUCCCUGAAGCAGACAUUAACAGUGUGGGGUGGGUGGCUUUUGGUUUUCUGGAGAGCUCCUGACAGGAUUCCCCCGUCUUCCCCGGACUACAGGGACAGGUUGGAGCAGGUGGAGCGCCAGCGCGAGAGGGACCGCAAGCACCGCGAGCAGCAGCAGCAGCAGAAGGAGAGGGAGAGGAGGGCCGAGGAGCGCCGCAAAGAGCGUGAGGCUCGCCGAGAAGGUCAGGGUUCACACACGCAUUUGCGCACACAUGUAAGGUUAGCGUUUACAGCCUUAGCGUGUGCGUGAAUGUAAGUAUUUUGAUAUACACUACCGGUCAAAAGUUUGGACACACCUACUCAUUCAAGGAUCUUUCUUUAUUUUUACUAUUUUUUACAUUGUAGAAUAAUAGUGAAUACAUCAAAACAAUGAAAUAACACAUAUGGAAUAAUGUAGUAGCCAAAAAAGUGUUAAACAAAUAAAAAUAUAUUUGAGAUUCUUCAAAUAGCCACCCUUUGCCUUGAUGACAGCUUUGCACACUCUUGGCAUUCUCUCAUCAUGAGGUAGUCACCUGGAAUGCAUUUCAAUUUACAGGUGUGCCUUCUUAAAAGUUAAUUUGUGAAAUUUCUUUCCUUAAUGCGUUUGAGCCAAUCAGUUGUGUUGUGACAAGGUAGGGGGGGGUAUACAGAAGAUAGCCCUAUUUGGUAAAAGAUCAAGUCCAUAUUAUGGCAAGAAAAGCUCAAAUAAGCAAAGAGAAAUGACAGUACAUCAUUACUUUAAAGACAUGAAGGUCAGUCAAUAAGGAACAUUUCAAGAACUUUGAAAGUUUCUUCAAGUGCAGUCGCAAAAACCAUCAAGCGCUAUGAUGAAACUGGCGCUCACGAGGACCACCACAGGAAAGGAAGACCCAGAGUUACCUCUGCUGCAGAGGAUAAGUUCAUUAGAGUUACCAGCCUCGGAAAUUGCAGCCCAAAUAAAUGCUUCACAGAGUUCAAGUCACAGACACAUCUCAACAUCAACUGUUCAGAGGGGACUUUGUGAAUCAGGCCUUCAUGGUCGAAUUGCUGCAAAGAAACCACUACUAAAGGACACCAAUAAGAAGAAGAGACCUGCUUGGGCCAAGAAACACGAGUGCUGCAUCAGAUGACCUGGCCUCCACAAUCCCCCGACCUCAACCCAAUUGAGAUGGUUUGGGAUGAGUCGGACAGCAGAGUGAAGGAAAAGCAGCCAACAAGUGCUAAGCAUAUGUGGGAACUCCUUCAACACUGUUGGAAAAGCAUUCCAGCUGAAGCUGGUUGAGAGAAUGCCAAGAGUGUGCAAAGCUGUCAUCAAGGCAAAUGGUGGCUUUUUGAAGAAUCUCAAAUGUAAAAUAUAUUUUGAUUUGUUUAACACUUUUUGGGUUACUACAUGAUUCCAUAUGUGUUAUUUCAUAGUUUUGAUGUCUUCACUAUUAUUUUAUAAUGUAGAAUAGUACAAAUAAAGAAAAACCAUUGAAUGAGUAGGUGUGUCCAUACUUUUGACUGGUACUGUAUGUAAGGACGCGCUGUUGGUGACGGGAAGUGAAAUGUCUUGUCUGCCCUUUGACAGUGCCGUCCCACCACCGUGCGCUGCCCGAUGAGUACGGGGACAAGCCCAAACAGAGCCACCGCAGCCGCAGCCCCAACCGGGCUCCCCAGGACCGAUCGGAGCACAGCAGUGAGCCAUGUAGAACUGGUGGUGAGACUAUCCAAUCAAGAUGGUUUUACAUAAUUUUUCUUUGGUAGAGUUGGUGUCAAGACUUAGUUAACUAAGUCUUAUUUUUCCCCCUUUUUUAAAAAGUCAAUUGAAUGAAAUCCAUGACUAUCAUUUUUCUGUGUGAUUAGGGACACUCAUGUUGUUUUGUUUGUGGUCCUGCAGUGAAGGAUGAGAAGCCAGAGGACAAGGACCUUCUCUCUGACCUUCAGGACAUCAGUGACAGCGAGAGAAAGACCAGCACAGGAGAGUCCUCCUUAGGUAGGUAGACACACACACUCAAGGUUGCAACAUACCCCACAGUCACUUCACACCAGGUGGCAUCACAAAAAAGGAAUGAAAACAACACUUCUACUGAUGUUUAAUCGGUAAGAGUUCUAACUAAUAGAUACUGUAUUUACAAUCCAGACACAUCUGCUUGUGAUAUAAGUCAAUGUGGGUUGUUUGGAGGUGACAUUGAGUGGACUUCUCUUCCCUAGGCUCCGGCUCAGGGUCGGGUUCUGAUGAUGAGGAUAAUGGCGUUGAAGAUGGAUCUAGCAGCCAGAGCGAGGGAGAGAACGAGGAAUCAGGUUCAGGAGAAUCUGACCAGACUGCAGGUCUGCUGAAUUACUCUACUUAUGUUGCUUGUUUGUGUGCACUUGUUUUAUCCCUUUUUACAUUUACGUCAUUUAGCAGACGCUCUUAUCCAGAGCGACUUACAAAUUGGUACCAUUACAGUAUUGUCACAGUGACACGGCUCUGACCCACCCAUUGUCUGUGUUUCAGGUGUGGUGAGUGAAGACGAGCAGUCUCAGGAAGAGUUUGAGGAAGAGAGAGAGAACGGCAACCAUAUUCCCCCAGGUAGGCAUUUCACCCCCAAUUUGUCUGGUGGCAGUCAUUUGAACAGGUGUUAUUAUUAUGUCUGAGAGUAAAGUUAGUUUUCAAUGGUCUUGAAGCUUGUUUAUCUGAAAAGUUUAGAUCUAACUCAAAACCAGCUUAACUGCCCCUCAUUAACCCUCACAGUGCCAGAGUCCCGAUUUGACCACGACACUGAGGAAAGCGGAGAGGAAGAGGAAGAGGAGGCAGGGGAUGGAGACGUGACCCCCCAGUCUGUGUCUCACUCCCACUCAGCCACCCCUGAGCCUGAGGAGAACUACAUCCUCGACUCUCCCCCCAUCUCCCCCGUGGAGCUAAAGAAGGAGCUGCCCAAGUACCUUCCAGCUCUACAGGUCUGUCCAUCUGUCUGGCAGAACACCACACCAGGGUCAAAUACCUUUUUAUUUUAUUUCAAAUGCCUGAGGUGCGCUUGACUUACAGGGUUCGUACAGUCAUUAUAAAAAUCCUGGAAAAGUAAUGGAAUUUUUAAAUGGUGUUUUCCAGGCCUGGAAAAGUUUUGGAAAAUGAUCAAAUCCGAAAUGUCAUUGAAAUUAAUUUAAUAAUUUCUGUUAAUGUAAUUUAUUUAGGCACAGUUUUUUUAAAUAUUUUAUCAAUCAAAUAAAAAUCAACACAUCAGCCAGGUUCAGAAUGACACUUUAGCGUGUCUGCAUGUGUGCGAGAGGAGUGGGCGGUUGCUCAAGGAGAGAUGAGACAGUCGGACAUUGCGGCAGAAGGUAGGCCUAGUCUAUAAAAUAUGAUAGAGAACAGACUAAUAACUAGUUAGCCAAUUAAAAACAUAUCUUGUACACGCUAGUUAUCCGUUUAGCUAUUAUUAGCAUGCAUUAAUGUUUUCCUUAUGUCAUGUCCCAAAACACUUUCCACCUACACUCGCGAAUAAGGCCAUACAAUCGCGAAUAAGGCUAUACAAAGUUGAUUUACUUUUUUAAAUUAUUAAUUUAAACAAUUAUUUUUGACGAAACAAAUGAUUCACUUCGCUAUUUUAUUAGUUGAAAUUCAGUUUGUUCGCGGUGAAUCGAGUCAUGUGAAUCAAAAUAAUUAUUUGUCAAUCGCAAACAGUAACUUUAGGAAAAAAAGAUUAGAUGUAGCCUUUCUUUUGGAUUAUUUCGCUUCAAAACUUGAUUUGUAGAUAUUUCCAGUUUAUUUGGCCAUCCAAUGUAUGGGACAUUGCAACUCAAUAGCCUGAAAUGUAAACACUUCUAAGAUAAAUAUGUCUGAACUAGAAAAGGUACAUUUCCUGAAGAAAAUUCAUGGGCUUGCUUCAGCUGAAUAAAAUGAUUUGUAGCCUACCAUAGCCAUUUGAUCUUUGAUAUAUUAAAUGAGCAAAUUAUUUCAAAAGGUAUAAAACACAUUUAGUUGUAAAGUUGCAAUGUUAUACGUCAAGGGUGGUCAACCAUCAUCCAGGAGAGCUAGUGGGUGUGCAGGCUUUUAUUCCAGUACCCCUCUAACAAACCACAUUUUAGAAAUUAGCUGCUCAACCGGACCGUGAUAAACUGCCUCUGAUGUCUUGAUCAAAAGCCUGCACACCAAGUAGCUCUCCAGGCUGAGGGUUGACCACAUGUGUUUUAUACAGUUGCCUAACAGGUAUUCUAUUCGACAGGAGAUGGUACAUGGGAUCAGAGCGCAGCCUCCAGGUGUCUACCACAUUACGCUUACUUUUGUAUACGUACAUAGACGGCGACAAUUGUUGGUCAUGGAAAUGUGGUUAAAAGUCAUGGAAAAGUCAAGAAAUUCCAUUUGGCAAGAUGUGUGUGAACCCUGGAACUAGCUUGCCUGGUACAAUGGAAUAUUUCAAGAAAUGCUCUCACCUGGCAGACGAAAUCAAGUGCACCUCAAGUAUUUGACUGAAUAUGAUUUCGUAUUUGACUCAGGCCUGUACACACACGCAAAUCAUAUAGACAAGUAUUGAUUGGCGUUGGUUUCAUGUCAUUUUCAGGGCUGUCGCAGUGUCGAGGAGUUCCAGUGUCUGAAUCGUAUCGAGGAAGGGACCUACGGUGUGGUGUACAGGGCCAAGGAUAAAAAGACAGGUAUGUGGGCUACCUUGCAAUCUGUUUCCGAUCCAUCCCUGGAAUCAGACACACACUAAAACAGGCCUCUCCCUUCUAGAUGAGAUUGUGGCCUUGAAGCGUCUGAAGAUGGAGAAGGAGAAAGAAGGUUUCCCCAUCACAUCUCUGAGAGAGAUCAACACCAUUCUGAAGGCCCAGCACCCCAACAUCGUCACUGUCAGGGUGAGGAGCAUAGAAAUACUCAUUGAAAAUAUCAUCAAUUGGUAUUUGUAUUAUAUUUCUAUGGUGAGCAGCACACACUUGAUUGAGGAACCCCCCCCCCCCCCCCCCCCCCCCUCAAUAAUAUAUUAUUUUGAAAUACAUUUUGUUUAGCUCCUUUCAUACAAUGCAUAGUAGCCCAAAGUGUUUCACAAAUUGAAAGAAUAAAACUGUGGUAAAAAAAAAAAAUAGGGAUAAAAGAGCAAGGUAUAUUAGUGCUAGAUAAACCCCUCUCUUUUCUCCCAUGUUAGGAAAUUGUUGUUGGAAGCAACAUGGACAAGAUCUACAUUGUGAUGAAUUACGUGGAGCAUGACCUGAAAAGCUUGAUGGAGACCAUGAAGCAGCCUUUUCUUCCAGGUAACAUUGUGGGAUACAGUUUGAGUUGGAUAAAAUACAGUACGCUUAUGUCCUCCAGCCAUUUUCCCAUGUCUUUUGGCUAGGUUAGCUUAAGAUAAUUGUUUUAAUGUAAGCUUAUGAGCUCACGUCUCUUUUCCACUUCCUCAUUCUUGUUGGCCUCAGGCGAAGUGAAGACCCUGAUGAUCCAGCUGCUGCGAGGCGUACGCCAUCUCCAUGACAACUGGAUCCUCCACCGCGACCUGAAGACCUCCAACCUGCUUCUCAGCCACAAGGGGAUCCUCAAGGUGUCAUAGAUGUCCUGUUGUAUUUGAUAUUAUGAUAUAUUAUAUUAUAUCCCAUUAUAAUAAUAUUAAAACCACUGUGGGUUGGGAACUUCAGAUAAGGAUUAGAUCAUCCAUGGCUCGGAUGAAGAAAUACAAGGCUCUAGGCUUGUUAAUGACAAAGAAUAAUGACUUGAAUGUGAGUGUGUAUAAUUGCCUCGUAGGCAUCUUUGUAAUGUUAGUUCUUUGUUUGUUGUGCUGUUCUAGGUGGGGGACUUUGGUCUGGCCCGUGAGUAUGGUUCUCCCCUGAAGCCCUACACUCCUGUGGUGGUGACCCUGUGGUACCGUUCUCCAGAACUGUUGCUGGGAGCCAAGGUGAGUCAGGACCUAAGCACAGAUCUAGAAUCUGUUUAACCUCCCCAAAUCCUAACAAUGACCAUUUGUGGAAUGACAUGCAAAACUGACCUUGGAUCAGUGUCUUGGGGGCGACAUAGCCACACAGUACAGACACCUGCAUUCAAAACCCUGCCUUGAGACAAAACAUCUCAAGAAACAUCAAUCAUCAAAGACCCUCUCCAGUCAAAACAGUGCCAUUUUAAACGCCUACUUGAGUGUGAACAUUACCGCACCCAGACGACACAACACAUACUUUGUACAACUUCCAAUAGUGUGGAUGUCCGCAGUUCUGAACACAGCCCAAGACUACAUACACACAGCACCACUACCAAGUCAAAGCUUAUCCUCGCCCAGACUAAAUACUCCAACCCAGACUCAUGCGGUGCUGUCUGUUACUUAGAAUACUGUGGUUUUAGCGAGUGUGUGUUUCUCUCUCCACAGGAGUACUCCACAGCUGUGGACAUGUGGUCUGUAGGCUGCAUAUUUGGAGAGCUCCUUACCCAGAAACCUCUCUUCCCUGGAAAAUCUGAAAUCGACCAAAUUAACAAGAUAUUUAAGGUUAGCACAUUUUUAUCAAGAAGUCAAUUUUACUUCAUACUGUCUGGAAAGGUAAAGCACUUUAUAUACUCCACUCCUACAUCUGCAUGCGUUCUUGGCAGCCACCAUGUUUUUGUGAGUUUUGCAGUUUUAUGAUCUCCCCACAAGGUGGCAGAGUUAGGAAUAGGAUGUAGUCGGAUUUAAUGGAUUUGAUUUGACUGCACAGUGUAUUUUUCAGAAAGGGACUGCAGUUCAGUGACCCAGUCUCUUUUAGAUAGACAUGGUGACGUAACAGUCUUGUCUGUGGUGGUUGUGUGACUGGGCAAAGUUGUAAAACUUAAAUUUAAAAGCUGUGUUCUUGACUGUGCCUCCCCCCCCCCCUAGCAGUUCCAAACAUACCAGACAUAGUGGGGGACCACCAGCCCACACAUACAAACAUUAACUCCAUUUGUCUGUGUGUUGACACGUGUUCUCGUCAGGACCUUGGGUCGCCCAGUGAGAAGAUUUGGCCAGGCUACAACGAGCUCCCUGCUGUGAAGAAGAUGACUUUCACAGAGUACCCCUACAACAACCUGCGCAAGCGCUUCGGAGCCCUGCUUUCAGACCAGGGCUUCGACCUCAUGAACAAGUACGUCUAGUUUACCCAUACCUGUUACAUUUCAGACAAACAAGCGUUUGGUUCUUAGAACAUCUCAGUUGAGAAGAUUUUAAUACAAAACCACUGGACUCAAUGAACAAUGCCAUGAAAUUGUAAUCUAAAAAUGUCCUCUAUAAAUACUAGCAAAAAUGAAAUGUUAGCUAAGUGUUGCUAUACAUAAGUUUGUCAUCUUUUGGGUGAAGUUUGACACCAGUGCAACUGAGUGGAACACCGUCACAGUCUAAUGACCCAGGAAGUGCAAUGACCCCUGGCCAGUGGCUGCUAGCCGUCUCAUCAUGUUUGGACUGGGGGCUGGCAGUCCUUCAGCCACAAGACUGGACUUAACUUUAUUAAUCUCUGGAGGGUGAUUUAAGAUUGCAUUGUGUCAGCCUUGUUGCUUUCGCUUUCACUUACCCUGUGUGAUCAGAUUAGAUGAAAACUAUGUAUUUAGAGGGACCCUAUGUUCUCCGUAGAAGCUAUAAUACAGACUAGAUGGUAAUUUUCCAUGAAGAAAAGUUGAUGUGACUUGCUUUAACUCUUUACAAGUAUUUUUGUGGUAGUGGAAGAAGUUUAAAACGUUUUACUUAAGCCAAGAAGUUAAAUAUAGUCCAUGUUAAAUGUAGUAAAAUAAUUGGUCUGAUUACUUUAAUAGACUACACUAUAAACCUUAUUACUUUGGAUUGUGGGGCAGUUAGAUCACAUAUUUCAUCACAAAUAACUACACUCAGACUAGCCUACUACACUUUUAUACACUCUCCUACUAGAAUACCACAGUAUAUGCAAACCGUAAUAAUAGAGUACAGAAGACAAGGAGGCAUUGUUGAAGUUUAAAACACAUUAGAAAACUGUAUUUUAUCCCAAGCAUGUAUCCUUUACUUCAACCAUAUAUUCAUUUCUUAAUCAAAGGAAAAGGCUGUUAAAAUUAAGUUAAAUCUGGAUAGAUAAAUGAAUAGGAUAGAUAAAUAAAUGGACAAUGAAUAAAGUAAGGAUACAGGAAUAGAAGACCAAAUGGAUGAAGGGAUAAAACCAGGUGAAGUUGGACUGAUUGGUAUGAUAAAGGAAUGAAUGUAUGGUUGAAGGUGUAGAUGGUGUGUGUGUGGGGGGGAUGAUUGGUAGUAGUUAUUGCUCUUCUGAUUUCAGAUUUGAAUAUCAGAGAAGUAGACCAAGGUGCCAUACCUUUUAAGUUUUUGUCUACGACGCAUUGUUCAGAAAAGUGGUCAAGGUAGCUGAUUAGUGUCAGAAGUCACAAUGUUUACUCAUUGUCUCAUGCUAACUCCCCCAUUGUUAUAAUUUGAAAGUUCUGAAAAGUUCCAUGGCAGUUCAUUCAACAGUGGGAAGUUAGCUAAAUUAGUUGACGUGGAUACUAAAACAGCUGUACCUCUUGAUUGGUAGUAGAUAUUUCUGUUAUUUCAGAUUUGAAUAGCAGAGAAGUAGAGGAAUAUGUCAUACCCUCUAACUUUUUGUGUAAGUGUUUGGCAAAAUGGUCAAAGUAGCUGAUUUGUGUCAAAAGUUGCAUUGUUGUGUUUACAGUGAAUGGAAGUUGGAAGUGAUUAUGUCACAAUGGGGAGCUUUAGAAUGUUAGUCUGUGAAGAUGGACAAAAAGAAAGACAAAUUAAUAGUUUAAAAAGUUUAGAAAAUAUCAAGUCCAACCUAAUUACAGAAGUGCUGCUAUUUUGAGUGAUCUCUGCCGCCCCUAUGCCUUGACCUUUUCCCUUUCCACUAGGUUCCUCACCUACUGCCCCAGCAAGAGGAUCCUGUCGGACGAGGCGCUGAAGCACGAGUAUUUCCGGGAGACACCGCAGCCCAUCGACCCCUCCAUGUUCCCCACGUGGCCGGCCAAGAGCGAGCAACAGAGGGUGAAGAGGGGCACCAGCCCACGCCCCCCUGAGGGAGGCCUGGGCUACAGUCAGCUGGUGAGGCUGGGUUUAACUCUACAGCCCUCUGUCGACUAGGUUUUGACAUCUGAGCUCAGUUUCUGUGUUAGACAGAUUGUAGACCUACAGCACUUUACUAUGUGUUGUCGAGAAACAUCCUCCCACUGCUUAAUACUUAUGUUUUCAGAAUACAUUAGUUCCCUGGCAUAAAGGCAAUGUUCCUCAUCAGCUAACGUGUGUGGCUUGUCCUCUCUCCAGGGUGACGAUGACCUGAAAGACUCAGGCUUCCAUCUGACCACCAGCAACCAAGGGGUUUCUGCCGUGGGCCCAGGGUUCAGCCUCAAGUUCUGAGCUGCACCUUGAGGACAGGACACCCUGUGUAUGGGAAGAGACAUACUAGCCUGGCCAGCUGACCGGACAAGAAUCAUGGGACAUUUAGUUUCUUAUGUGGCUGGACACAUUGUGGGAAUGGCUUCCGUUGUCAGGGGUCACCUUACUGCCCUCACUGUGACCCUGUGAGGGUAGAGACUGGUCGUCACAUGACAUGAACCACGUACAAACAUGCUACAUUUCCCUUUUUUCCCCACUUUAUGGCUGAAUCCCAACCAUUGAACUGUCAACUUUUAAAGUAUUUUCUCGAUUUUCUGACAAGGUUGAACUUUUAUGUAAAUGAGGGAACUGUGCGUCGAAACCGAACUACAAUUUUGUCUGUAGCUUAGCUCAUGUCUUGCUUUUUGUUUUGUUUUCUGUCUUCUUUUUUUACACUGCUGAAGAGGACCAGAUUUUAAGUGGUUGGUAUUUCCUGAGUACUGGAGCUACUGUAUAAUAAUGUAGCAGUGUUAGAGCCAUCAUAUUAUAAGGACUUUACUGUAUAACCGAUGGCUUACAUACUGACCCGGGACAUGUUUUUGCUAGAAAUAAAAUGUGAAGCUUUUAUUUGUCCACCUUUUUGCUGGUAUUUAUAAAUGCUGUCUAAGCUAAGCAAACAGCACCACACACUGCCUGCCAAAGGGAAAAAAUGAAGGGAAGUUGAGUCCCCCAAAAAUCCCAGCGUUGAAUCCAGCUCAAUAGUAGCCGUCCAAGAGUGAUGUAAUUCUUUGCACUGCACACUUUGUCUCAGGACUUUGUUCUUUCAGGGAAAAGAGCCCCAGACUUCUCUGUCUUUAUUGUUAAAGUGGCUCUGCAAUUUUUAGGACUAAACCAAUAAAUUCUUUGAUUUCUAGCUGGAGGAAAAUAAACAGUGCAAUCUCAUUCCUGGGAGACUGUUGGCUGCUCGGACUGAAACAGUUGCAAAACGUUCCCUCGUCUGGAGACUCUUUAGAACCAACACAAAUGGAAAUGUACAUUAAUCCGUUUUAUCUGCGAGUCCCCUCUAAGCCCUUCUGUGGAUUAUUACACCCGAUGUGUCAAAUGAGCAUGGAAAGGGAGCUGUUAGUGGAACGGCACCUUCUGGAGGCAAAGCAUUGGCUCCACCUAAAGGAUAUCUGAGGUGUUCCAUAUGUGAAUAAAGG